Molecule: messenger RNA, 1569 nt
Organism: Penicillium verhagenii
Lineage: Eukaryota; Fungi; Ascomycota; Eurotiomycetes; Eurotiales; Aspergillaceae
Exons: 1
Coding region: 1-1569 (522 amino acids)
Source: RefSeq, a predicted model, not a curated record
AUGGUCCUCCCUACGAGCUGCGACGUCCUGGUCGUAGGCAGUGGCAACGCUGGGUUUAGUGCUGCCCUCUCAGCCGCACAAACGAAUUCCAAAGCCAAUGUGAUUGUAAUCGAUAAAUGCCCCUCAAACUGGGUCGGAGGAAAUACUUACUUCACGGCCGGGGCUUUUCGCACUGCCCACAGUGGGCUCUCCGACCUCCUACCCAUUGUCAACAAUACAACCGCGGAGAAAGCAUCGAGGAUUGACAUUCCAAUCUACUCCGAGCAGAGUUUUACCAACGACCUGCUCCGCAUGACAGGUGGUCGCACUGAUCCUGCCUUAUCAAAGAUCUUGGUCCAGGAUUCUCGCUCUGCCAUCGGCUGGCUCGCUCAAAAUGGUAUCCGCUUCCAGCUAUCAUUUAACCGACAGGCUUACGAGGUAGAUGGCCGAAUCAAAUUCUGGGGUGGUCUUGCGCUGAAGACGCAAGAUGGUGGCAAAGGUCUCGUGGAAGACCACCUUGCCGCUGCAAAGAAGCAUGGCAUUCGUGUGUUUUUUGAUACGCCCGCUACGAAGCUCAUAACGGACCCUCUCACUGGGGCGGUGAUCGGAGUUGAAGUACUUCCUCGUUCGCCCUCUGGCGCCCCUCGAAAACAAGUUAUUCAUGCGGCGGCCGUCAUCCUGGCCGCUGGUGGCUUCGAAGCCAACGCCCAACUGCGAGCCCAGUACCUUGGCCCAGGGUGGGAUGCCGCACGGGUCCGUGGAACACCUUACAACACCGGGGACCUCCUCCUCAGUGCCCAGCGCGACGUUUCUGCCAAAGCCGUGGGGAACUGGUCCGGCUGCCACAGUGUCGCAUGGGAUGCCGAUUCCCCCGCGCAUGCCGGAGACCGAGAAGUCUCCAACGAGUUCACGAAAUCAGGAUAUCCCCUGGGUAUCAUGGUGAACCGGGACGGAGAACGGUUCGUCGAUGAAGGAUCCGACAUGCGAAAUUACACCUAUGCGAUGAUUGGACGGCGCAUCCUGGCACAACCCGGACAGUCCGCAUUUCAAGUUUGGGAUGCACGAACGACCCCGUGGCUACGGGCCGAGGAGUAUCGUCCUGAAGUGACGAAACACCUCACAGGAUCGACAGUAGAGGAACUAGCGGAUGCGUGCACUGAAGCCGGAUUGGUGAAUCGGCAGCGGUUUCUGGAGACCCUGGCCGAGUACAACGCUUGCACUCGGGAAGGAAGUCAAAAGUGGGAUCCCGCCGUCAAAGAUGGACUGGCUACUGUCGGAUUGAGCAUUUCCAAGUCGAACUGGGCCUUGCCAUUAGACAAGGCGCCUUUCUUAGCUGUGCGUGUGACAUCUGGCAUUACGUUUACUUUCGGAGGGCUUGCUGUCAAUCCGGAGACCGCGGCUGUGAUAUCAGAGACGACGGGCGGGGAGAUUCCCGGAUUGUAUUCUGUUGGAGAAAUGCUGGGUGGAAUUUUCCACGAUAACUAUCCUGGUGGAAGUGGGUUGACCUCUGGGACUGUCUUUGGACGACGGGCCGGGAGGGCAGCUGCAGGAAUCAUUGCCGUUAAGGGAGCAAAAGAGUCGAGACUCUGA